AAGAAGAGGCCGAAGAAGCCCAAGGAUAUCAACGACGAUGCACUGGACAGCAAGUUGGGAGUGAAUCUGGCGAUUGGACAUAUGGACAGCACACUCAUGGCCGAUCACAUCGCGCAGCGGACGAGGAGGUUCAAUCCGGACCUGAGCACAGUAGAAGCGGAGGACUCGUAUAUCUCAGAGAAAGCCAUCACGGACACAACAACCUGGACAGAACCUCGAAUCGCAACCAACAUCCCCACCUUCCUCGAAAAGUUCGCCGCUCCACGACGAAAAAAGCGAGGCGAAAAAGGCCGAACACUCUGCGACGCACCCCGAGAAAACGGCGCGCCACACACCCUCGUCAUCGCCGGAGCGGGCCUACGAGCAGCAGACAUCACCCGUGAACUGCGAACUUUCCAAACGAAAGACGCCAUGGUCGCGAAGCUGUUCGCCAAACACAUCAAGCUGAAGGAGGCUGUGGAGCUGGUAGCCAAGACGAGGAUGAACAUUGGUGUGGGCACGCCGCAGAGGGUGAUUGAUCUGUGGGAGAAUGGAGCGCUUUCGGCGAAGAAUUUGGAGAGGAUUGUGGUGGAUGCUUCGCAUAUUGAUCAGAAGAAGAGGGGGAUUAUGGAUAUGAAGGAGACGCAUGGGCCGUUGGCGCAUUUGUUGGCGAGGAGGGAGUUGAAGGAGAGGUAUAUGAGUGAGGAGGGGAAGGUCGAGUUGCUCUUUUAUUGA
Messenger RNA from Zymoseptoria tritici IPO323, 714 nucleotides. RefSeq lists its product as uncharacterized. Gene Ontology annotation, cellular component: 90S preribosome; nucleus. The transcript is spliced from 2 exons. The record is from RefSeq and is a predicted model, not a curated record. NCBI's taxonomy places the organism in Eukaryota, Fungi, Ascomycota, Dothideomycetes, Mycosphaerellales, Mycosphaerellaceae. The annotation marks the transcript as partial.